GCCGGGCUCAGAGGGGGCCCCCGCCUCUGGCCCGCCCACCUGAAAACCAGAACCAAUGGCUGUCUUUGCAAACUUUCAGACAACAUUCUUCUUAGCAUUGCUGUUCUUGAGGAUUUCCCAGAGUGAAGUCUUGUCUGAACAUUUACCAUUGACUCCUGAAUCACUUAAAAUUUCCAUCAAUUCUGCACGUCAGUAUUUGCAUGUACAAUGGACUGUCCGCAACCUUCUUUAUCAUCAGGAAUUGAAAAUGGUUUUUCAGAUACAAAUCAGUAGAUUUAAUUCAUCCAAUAUCAUUUGGGUGGGGAAUUACAGCACCACUGUGAAGCAGAACCAAGUCCUACACUGGAGCUGGGAAUCUGAGCUCCCUUUGGAAUGUGCAACACACUUUUUAAGAAUACGGAGUAUGGUGGAUGAUGCCAGCUUCCCCAAGUCAACUAUCUGGAGCAACUGGAGUUCAUGGGAAAAAGUCGAUGUACAAGAUUCUCUUGGACAGGAUACAUUAUUCGUUUUCCCUAACGACAAGCUGGUGGAAGAAGGCUCCAAUGUCACCAUAUGUUAUAUUUCUAGGAACAAUCAAAAUAACAUAUCCUGUCUUUUGGAAGAUGAACAAAUUAAUGGAGAACAACUUGAUCCACAUGUAUUUGCAUUCAACUUGAAUAAUGUUCCUUUCAUUAGAGAAACAGGGACAAAUUUCUAUUGUCAGAGGAACAAAACUGUGAAAGGCAUUGUUCUCUUUGUCUCAAAAGUACUUGAGGAGCCCAAAGACUUUUCUUGUGAAACACAGGACUUCAAGACUUUGAACUGCACUUGGGAUCCAGGCAGGAACACUGACUUACGGAAACACGCUUCCCAACGCUACACAUUAUUUGAAUUCUAUUCUGGGGAAAAGAAACUCUGUAAACACAAAAACUGGUGUAAUUGGCAAAUAACGCAAGACUCACAAGAAACGUAUAACUUUACACUCAUCGCAGAAAAUGACUUAAGAAAGCGAAGUGUCAGUAUUCUUUUUAACCUGACUCAACGAGUUCGACCAAUGACUCCCUUCAGUGUCAGUUUUGAAACUGUAAGUGCCACAAAUGCCAUGAUGACCUGGAAGGUGCAUUCCAUUGGGAAUUAUUCCUCACUUUUGUGUAAUGUGGAACUCUAUGGUGAAGGAAGAAUGAUACAACAGCACAAUGUUAGUGUCAAGGUGAAUGGUGAAUUCCUCUUAAGUGAACUGGAGCCUAACACGAAGUAUACAGCCCAAGUCCGCUGUGCUUAUGACAAGCACAUCUGGAAAUGGAGUGAAUGGAUUAGUCAAAGCUUCAUCACACUUGAAGCUGCUCCCUCAGUGGCGCUUGAUGUCUGGAGAAAUGUGAAAUCCAAGCCAGGAAGUCAAAAUGUGAUCUUAUUCUGGAAGCCACUGUCAAAAUUUCAUGCCAAUGGGAAAAUCCUGUUUUACAAUGUAGUUGUAGAAAAUCUGGACCAGCCGUCCAGGUUAGAGCACUACACCAUCCCUGCUCCUGCCAAUGGCACUGAGCUCUCCCUGGACCAGAGCUCUUAUGAGAUCCGCAUCACAGCCAACAACAGUGUGGGAUCUUCUCCUGCUUCAGUCAUUGUCAUCUCUGGCAACAGUACAGAAGAGGUUGAAGAAGAAAAAAUUAAAGGCACAGAGGAUGGAUUUCCUGUGUCUUGGAAACCCCAUUCUGGAGAUGUCCUGGGCUAUGUUGUAGAAUGGUAUGACUGUCCCCAGGACCAGCUCUGUGAUUUCCAGUGGGAGAAUGUAGGUCCUGGUAACACCAGCAUUGUCAUUAGCUCAGAUGCUUUUAGGCCAGGCGUCCGAUACAACUUCAGAAUCUAUAGAAUAUCUACAAAAAGAAUUGCUUAUUUAUUAGAGAAAAAAACAGGAUACUCCAAGGAGCUGGUUCCUUCAACCAAGCCUCAAGUGGUCAUGAAUAACUUGACACCCCACUCCUUCACUCUGAGUUGGGAGAAUUAUCCCACGGAAUCCCAGCCUGGUUUUAUACAAGGAUACCAUGUCUAUUUGAAAUCCAAGGCAAGGCAGUGCCACCCAGGAUUUGAAAAGGCAAAUCUUCCAGAAAUCACAGAUGAUCCAUUAUGUUGCAAAUACAAAAUCGACAACCCGGAACAAAAGAGGUUCAUUGUGGAGAACCUGCAGCCAGAAUCCUUCUAUGAGGUGCAGGUUACUCCAUACACAAGUGCCGGAGAGGGCCCUGGUGAAGCGUUCAUGAAGGUUACGACGCCAGGGGAAGAGUCCCAUAAGUUGAUACGUAUCCUACUGCCCAUGAUUUUCUGCAUCUUGGUCAUCAUGAUUGCAUGCUACAUGAAAAGUCAGUGGGUGAAAGAAAAGUGUUACCCUGACAUUCCAGAUCCUUACAAGAGCAGCAUCUUGUCACUCAUAAAAUCCAAGGAGAACCCUCAUCUAACAAUAAUGAAUGUCAAUGACUGUAUCCCAGAUGCUAUAGAAGUUAUAAACAAGCCAGAAGGGACUAAGAUACAGUUCUUAGGCACUGGGAAGUCAGUCACAGAACUGGAGUUUACUAAGCCUGCCUACCUCUACCUCCUUCCGACAGAAAAGAAUUCCUCCAGUCCUAGCCCCUGCAUCUGUUUCGAGAACUUUACCUAUAAUCAGGCAGCUUCUGAUGCCGAAUCUUGUGGCCAUGUUCUGGAACCCCCUUUUGUCCCACCAAGUCAGCUGGGACUAGUGACCUCAUCUGAAAGUUUACUAAAAACCCUAGAAAAAAGCUACAUGAAUUCCCUGGAAGAAAUCCCAGCUGAAGAAACAAAUUUAAAUUAUGUGUCCCAGUUGGCUUCACCCAUGUCUGGAGACAAGGACAGUCUCCCAACAAAUCCACAAGUGCCAGUACACUGUUCAGAGUAUAAAAUGCAAAUGGCAGUCCCCCCAUGUCUCACCGCAUCUCCCCUGAGUGAGAAGAGCAGCCUCUCCUCAGUCACCCUUUUAGAUCAAGAUGAACAUUUCCAUUAGCCGACAUAUGCAUUUCAUACCUUUCUGCUGCACAGACACUAAGGGCACAUAGCUGGCACUGUUCCAUGCCCAGUUGCUUCUGUUCUUAUUCUCAGCCAGCUACCAUCAUAUGCAGGUUUGAUUUAUAGAUGACCACUACAGUCUGGUCAAGUCGAAGGCCAGAGACUAUGGAACUUAACAUACCCACCUAGAGAAGACUUCCUCUAGAAAUGGCAGGAUUGACUGUAGAGAUAAGCUUACCUGCUACACUAAAGGCUCAUCUUUAGAACAGUAGACUUAAAUGGGAUGUAGAAUAGUUAUUAGCAACUCCACAGGCCCCACCCACUCGGUACUGGGCAGGGUGGCUGUGGUCUCAGUUGUUAGCGAGAAAGUAUUUCCAUUAAAAGAUACCCCAGAUAUCCAAAGGGGAAAGUAAUCAGAUUGAAGGCUUUAAUAAAGGCCGUCUAUUUAUUAUUACAGUAUUCAUUGUCAACGUAAAUUUGUGUUUAAUUAAGUCACAGAUGUUUAAGACCAAAAUGAAGUUUUGACUUACCUUGAAGUGCUAAGAAUUUGUAGGUCAUUGACACAGUAAAAUAAACUCUCUUGGAGGCAUAGGCAUGAUCAAGUAGGUAAGAUGUAUGAAUGAAUCAGUAUCUCCACAAUUCCUUGUAGACACAAUAAAUGGAAGUUUAUUACAGCACAAAAAAAAAAAAAAAGAAGAAAGAAAGAAAGAAAGAAAGAAAUUGGCAACAAACUUCUUUCUCAGUGUCAAGAUAACAUCACUCCUGCUUAGUAUAGACACCAGUCUUCGACCAUGGAAGUAUUCUGACAACUACCUCAAAAUAGAAGAAGAAAAACAUAUCAUUGAGUAAUUCCAUUCACACCUUAUGGUCCUUUUUUUUUUUUUUUAAAGAACUAUAAGUAAAAGUUCUAUUUUCACGUAGCAUCCUUUGACUUAAUAGGUUGUCUGGGUCAAGAAAAUACUGUGUCAUUCAUAGUCCUAUAAUGAUAAAAUACUAAAAAUAAAACCUCAUCAUUGGACAGCAUUUACAACUACAAGAUGUACAAAAUGGGAAGUUCUGUGUGGGCUUUGGAGCAACUUUGUCUCCUUUGAACCAAAGCACCUGGGACAUAACAGGUGCUCAGCAUCUGCUAUGAACCUUAUCCUCCCUCUACCCAUCAACCCCCAGUGUUUGUCAUAUUUCUAAACAAGCACAGAGAAAUGUUUCUUUUUUUGUUGGUGCUGUCAAGUGUGGUAGAAAUGACUGUUCAUACCUGUUACCAAGUGCCCUGCAUUCAACCCUAGAGAAAAAUAUCCACAAAAAAAUCCAUGUCUCAAAACAAUCUACUAUCAACUGGCCUAAAUAUAGCUACCCAAACCAGUA
Tupaia belangeri chinensis (Chinese tree shrew) is the source of this 4350-nucleotide messenger RNA. It is a transcript of the gene OSMR, whose product is annotated as oncostatin M receptor. Gene Ontology annotation, molecular function: protein binding; cytokine receptor activity. NCBI's taxonomy places the organism in Eukaryota, Metazoa, Chordata, Mammalia, Scandentia, Tupaiidae. The transcript has 18 exons. Gene Ontology annotation, cellular component: membrane. Bases 56 to 2986 code for a protein of 976 amino acids. The record is from RefSeq and is a predicted model, not a curated record.